GGGCGAAUAAUUUUCGUUUCCUUCGAUCAUUUUGUGCCCCAAAAAGUGGAAAAUCAUCUCUUUAACAAUCUUUGUCUAUUUAUUUAAAACUAUCAGAUGCUGCAACUGAACCACAUAAUCGGCUGGAUACUACCUGUUUAUUGUAAAUAAUGACUGCAUCAAAGUGAGAACUUCAAAUAGCAAUGCAAUGAUGACUUCGCCAGAGUACACUGGGCUAGAUACCCAUAAGGCCCUAGAGAAAUUGAAGUCGGACAUCACAAAGGAGCUGCAGAUCUAUGAAGAUUUUACAUGGAAGAAGCAAAGCUGCAUGUCGGCCCUGGGCCACCAGUCCGGAUGGAGGCUCGACCCAAGGGCCGCUUUCCACUGGACCAGUGGUGUGGCCAUAAUGAUUGCCAUCGUCCUGUUACUGUUCUCGAGCAUCUUUAGCUGGGAUCCAAGUCUGCUGGUUGAGAGCGCAGUCCUCUUUAUGUUUCUCCUCUUUAAUGUUUACCUGUCUGGUUGGGACUGCAGGCUUCAGCAUCGUGAGAUGGUGGAUAGGACAAAGGAUUUAAUCAAACAUUUAGAAGGAAUGGUGUCCCAGGAGGUGACCUGGACACCGGACGAUUACGUGCCUCUCUUCAGCCCUCAUACCAACUCCAUCAUGCUACAGUGGACAUUGAGGGAUGGUCAGCUGGUCAAUCUUCCCUGGACACUGCUGGUCACCGAUGAUAUCAUCCUGAUGAGACCUGGAAAGAUAGCGCCAACCAACAUAAGAAUUUUAUCAGAAGAGAGUGAUCUGGAGUUACACGCUGGGGAGGCAUAUAAUCCAAUCAUUCCAGAGCCUAAAUCAGAACCCACAGCACGACAUCCACUCCAGCCUGCCAAAUUCCAAGUCAUGGACACCCCCUAUAUUCCACAUCUCAGGACCUGUUUGAAAGGAGCCCAGAAGAAGCCCCUCUCUUCAUUUGAUAACAAAAGAAUCAUCUGCACCGCUAUGUUUGAACGAUGGCUCACCCCAGCUGCACUGAUCAUUUCUUUUGUCAUCAAUAUGAUCCGAUAUCUGGUCGUUGAGUCGGACAUGGGACACUGGGCACAGGUCUUCGUUGCUAUACCGGUUCACACAGUCUUGCCAUUGCUGCCUCUGUGCCUACCAUUGAUCUGGAUCUCACUCAAUCACUUUGGUAGCGCAAGAAUCGUCACUCUCUUCCACAAGUCUAAACAUCUUAAGCUUCCAGAGUCAGACCGUGAAUUCCAGGAUAGCGAAGAAGACACACAGAUCGUGGAUGAAAGGUUACCAUGGUUACCAGUAUGGCAGCGCUCCAAAUCAAGCUUUUUUGGUACUUCAUCUCAUCUACCGAGAACAGGCAACUUGCUUCAGGGAUUAGGAUCUGUAACUUCUCUUUGCUGUGUCGACAAGAGGGGUAUCUUAUCAACGCCUGACCCCACCCCAGAGAAAGUGUUCUUCAUGAGUAGUUUGUCCGAUGAUGACUCAGAUAGUUUAUGCAGUGAGGACUCUGUCUUUGGCGCAGAUGAGACAGAGAAAGGGAAGAAAAGAUCAAAAUCUAAGCUUAAUAAUGAAGAUCACUUUCCUGAGCAUCAUGCAGAAGUGCUGACCCUCUCUCAAGAUUCAUCGGGUUUGUAUGGUGUCGAGUUUGAUGAAACAAACUGGGAUAGACACAUCAGUUCUCUAAAACCAAUGGGUCUGACUAUACUGAUGAACACCUGUAAUGCUAACACAGUAGAGACGCACAGCUCUUUCAUGGACCAUGUUGCUUCCACCGUGAACACGGAAGAGAGCAAACAUUACAUGCAUGUGUCCCAGAGAAGGUGUCUUUGCCAGAUAGCUCAAGUGAUGGGUUUCACAGACCAAGCAACGGAGAGCUUUGAACUAAAGCAGAAGUUAGCACUUUACAAACUACCUAGUGAUGCCGACGAGAAUGAUGUGGGAGGUAGGAGAUUUGCUAGGUCUCGAUCGUUCAUCAAGAAACGCAUCCCAGCUCCUCACACAUUGUCAGUCUUGGUUCAGCAAGCGUCUACAGGAUGUAAGCAGCUUUUGACCCAAGGAAGUGCUAGUCUCCUCCUUGACCUCUGCUCAGAAUUCUGGGAUGGCUCUAACCUCUUUUCACUAACAGAAAAUGAAAGCAAGAAAAUUCUAGAUUUUUACCAGAGAGCGACCUUAUCCUCGUACUGUACUGCGUUUGCCUACCAGCCGAUGGCAGAGUCGAUUGAUGAUCGUCUUGGAGAUUAUUAUAUUGAGUUACCUCCCCAUCACAAGCGUUCUGAUGAUCAUGAUAUGCCUGAGAUACCAGGCUUGGCCAGAUCCUCUUGGGAUAUGGAUACAAGCAGAGAACCCAAUACAGCUGUCCACCGCACAAGGAAAUACCACAGCCUAGAUUCGACCAUGAAUAAACAUGGAACAAUAAGAAGUGCUGAAGAAUGCUGCAAAUCUCAGUGUGGGCAGAUCUUCAUCGGCAUGGUAACAAGUAACUAUCAGGCAAAAGGAGACAUUGUAGCCCUCCUUGAGCAGCUGGACAAUGCCUGUAUAAGAUUCGUCCACUUCUCCCGAGACCAAGAGCUUAGAAGCAGGGUAUUCUCUGAGAAGCUUGGCCUGGAGGCGGGAUGGAACUGCCACAUCUCCCUGCUGGACCAGGACUCCUCGUCCUCCAGCUCCUCCCACCUCCCUCACACGGGAGACAUGUCCCGCCAGUACUCCAGCCACAGCAGCAGCGGACAUGAUAAUAAUACCAUCACCGACGGAGAGAUGAGCAACAGGCAUAGCGAUACCAGGGAACCCAAGUCGGAUGGGACGGAGACGUCGUCUCCCCACUCCGCUGAUGAAGCACAGGUUCAGAUUGAGGUGGAGGCACAGAGAGUACGCUUUGAUCCUGUGGAGGCUGUUGUAGUGGUAGAUAUGGAGAGCUUGAUAGGGGAGGAGGCAAAAGAAAUAGGUGAUGUCGUUUCUAGCCAACAAGUAAAAGAAGGGAGUAAUAUUGACAAUGGGAGUAGACCAUGUGAAAACGUGGUGGUUUCUAUGAAAGGAUCAGCUGUUCCUAAAUUAGCAAGACCAUGCAGUAGGGAUGCAGACACCGAAGAUGCAAACGAUGAGGAGGAGGAGGAGGAGGGAGAUGCGGAAAAAGACGAAGAAGGAGGACUUCGGGAGCCUUCCUUAUUACAGGAAGAUACUGGUGUUGAAAGUAGGACAAAAACAUCGCAUCAUUCAGAGGAUACUUCUUGCAUGGAAAGUACAGGACCAAAGGAGGAUGACGCGUUGCUAGGAGACCAAAAUCGCAAUGAGACAACAUCAUCUGAUCCAUCAUCUCCAUCAUCACCAAACUCGCAAUCCAUUCCCACCCUUCCUCUUCAGACCCAGCCCACAAACGCCAACAACUCCGAGGAUGCCAAAGAGACCGAUGCCCUCUUGAGUCAGCCGCCGGCCAAGCCGUUUGAUCUUUCCAACAGACAGCGGCAGAUCUCUGAGACGCAGACUUUCAAUAGCGAUGUCUCUGCAGCAGGGACAGAUACCUUGAGCCAUCAGACAGAGAGCGAAACAGCUGGAGGAUUUGAUAUUUCAAACAGGGCCAAGUUACCUCGAGGGAUAGCCAACAUCAGACCGCACAUAGAGAGGAUCGACAAUGUCCCCCUCCUCGUACCCCUCUUCACAGAUGUCACUCCAGAAACGACCCGUGAGAUGGUGGAGAUUAUGCAGGAGAAUGGAGAGGUUGUGUGCUGUUUGGGAAGCAGUCUCAACAUUACCAAUGCAUCCAUCUUUGCUCAAGCAGAUAUAAGCAUCGGCUUGGAGCCGUUACCACCCCACAUCUGUAUGAACAAAGACCACGCCCGCCCGAAGACUACGCCCAACUGGACGUCAUCACACCCCCCCUGGUCGCCACUAGAGGUCUCCAGUCUGCUCACCAGUCUACCCUGUUCUCUCUCAUUCCAUCGGUUGGAUAACAUCAGUCUCAUCUCGCUCAUCAGAGAGGCCAGGGGAAUUUGCAAUGGGAUGGUCAACUGCUUCACCUUCUUCAUGUUUGGUCUGCUGACCCUAAGUGCAAUCCAACUCCUGUGUACACUGCUGUUCUUGCCACCCCCUCUCAGCGGGCGUCACGUCCUCUGGCUCGCCUCGGUCGUCGUGCCACUGCUGGCCGUGGCCCUGAUGGGGUCAAACUCCCAGUCAAAGGUCAUGACCCAGGCUACGGGCAAGAACGUGAGGGAGCACAAUACUGAUCAUGUGGUCUUAUUCUGCUUCUACUUCAUGACCAAGUUCCUGGGUUCGGUCGUGAUCUGUACUGUAUGCCACUUCCUAACUCUCUUUGCUUUCUGCAAGGAGACUGCAGAGGAUCCAACAGAUUGCCAUUUUAUCCUUCACAACAGAAACAUGACAUCAAGCUGGAAUGGAUGGAGAGAGGAGUACUCCUCACAUCAAGUACUGGCACAAAAUAUUCAGGCAUUCCUUCUUACAUUGUAUUUCAUUACAUCAUCAGCUAGCUUUGUUAAUUGUUUACAACCCUUGUGGAGGAAACCACCGUUCAGGAACUAUUUAUGGUGUGGAGUCGUCUGUGCACUAUUCAUCCUUGAGAUCAUCUUCUUUGCGAUAGACAUGAGCAUAUGGGGAUCAGCUGAUGCAGCAGGGAUGCCUUCGAGUCUGGAGGACAUUCCUCUGGAGGUAUGGCUGAUUGGUUUCCUAUGGCCGCUGGUGGUUCUCUUCCUCUGUGAAGCCGUCAAGCAGUAUGAGAUACAGGUUUUUGUGAGGUGGCAGAAGAGGACCAAGCUCCAAUUUGGGACCAAACUUGGGAUGAAUUCUCCUUUCUGAGUAUUCAGUCAUGCAGUAUUCUUAUCAAGAGGAUGUUUAGACAUGUUUUCUUGUGUAGUGGUGCACAAUUUGAUAACCACCAUUUGUUAUUCCACAAAUUUCCCAUAAGAUACCAUUGAGUUGCAUGUUGCUUUGGUGCAUUAGAUAUUGAUCGCGAUAUAUUGUAUUCAAGAAAAUUUUAUUUUUGUGACUGGUUAUUUUAAUAAUUACAAAUAUAUUUUGUAGUUUUGGCUGCACAAUUAUGUUUUUACAUCAUUUUGGUAAUUAUCUUUUUAACUAUGCUAUUAGACAAUUAUAGACUGUUAUUUUAUAGAAAAUUUGUGUCUGUUUAGGUCACCAAAUUAAAUAGUCACAUUUUGCUUACAUAAUGUACAAUUUAAAAGUACUUAUAAAUAUAUUUGUUUUUUUAUUAUUCUGUUCUUCACAUCUCAUCACAUUGGUGUAUUUAGCAUUUCUUUUUAUUCCUAUUUACUUCCUCUCUUCCAUAUAUAUUUAUUCUGUUCCAAAAAAGUAAUCUCUGUUACAUGUUACUUUCAAAAUGCACCACCCGCUUUCAAGAAAUAUGUAUCGGUAGAUUUUGACAAACCUGAAAAUGUGCAAUACGUAAGGGUAUGUAGUUAACUAAGAAAACUGAGAUGCAUGCUAUGUGAGCUGUGCCUUCCUUGAAAUUAAUGUGCAAAUUUUAUAAGAUUUGUUACACUUUGUAGUCAUUUGUACGAAAUGAGAUACCGGUAGGCAUGAUAAUUAGGAAAAGUGACACGAUUGAUUCCAGUGCUUUCCGAGGAGUAUAUCAAUUUAUACAAGUAAUGUUCCAUACAUACCUCCUUUAAUUUGUCAUCAAAUAUUGUUAAUAUACAUGUACAUGUUUCAAGUUAGGAACCAUUCAAUAGAUUUAUAGAUAUACAACAACAAAUAUCAAGACACGUUUUGAGUAGCCUGAGUAAUUUGUAUAAAUACAAAAAAUUCAUUUGAAUAUGACUAUUUUUAAAAAUAAAAAUGAAAAUGAAAAUGAAAAGUUCCUUUCGAAUUUAGAAAAUUAUACCUCUACACAAAAAAGUGAUCCACAAUUUACCUAUUGUCAUGUUUUUUAAUUGUAAUUUUUGUUUUGUAUUUACAUUAUUUAAAUGUCACCAUCUUGUCACUCUGUAGAAGAAGUUUUCCCAAAUCUAUGUUGAUAAGUUUUGCCACACUAUAUCUUGUAAAUAAGAAAAGAGUUUAUCUAAUUUAUGGCAGGUUUUGAAUGUUGUUGGUAUGUGUACUUAUGAAAACACCCCAUAUAUGUAUACCAGAGACAGUAGAUGUAAUUGCUAUAAAUACGUUGUGUUUCAUGACAAAAUAUACCUUGAAAAUAGGAGCACUGCUAGACAGUUAAUAUGUUCAGGUCAUUCAGAAAAAAACCCACAAUGUUGAUACGAUUAAUCUUAGAUUGUUGUCAUUCUCUUAUUUCAGUUGGAAAAACAUCAAGGUAAUUUUGUAAUAUGCUGGCUUUGAAAUGCCAGUUUCGCUCGAGCCAGUGGAUGAUGGUGCUUUUUUCUCCUUUUGGUUUGUUACUGAAAGAAGGUUGAUAGUUAAAAUAAUUUAGCUUGCUAUUCCAGUUUUGAUUUCAUGAAAUUUGAAAUUUAUAACAUAAUCAGAGAUAUUCUUAUAGCAUACAAGGAAAAUAUUUGGCCAUAUUCAAUGUAUGGAUAAAAGCAUGUUUGAAAAAAAUUCUCAUCUCUUAAAUUUUCAUAACCAAGAUGAUCCUUUUGUGUAUGUAAUGAUUUGAAUCAAUCUGAAUGUAAUUUGAUGUAAAAGAAUUAUUCUAGAAUGUAUUGCUUCAACCCAGUGUGUGAUGUCAGCAUGUAUAUUCCAGUGAAUUAUACAAGAUUAAAAUAGAAUACUGGUAAUUGUG
Strongylocentrotus purpuratus (purple sea urchin) is the source of this 6680-nucleotide messenger RNA. It is a transcript of the gene tmem94, whose product is annotated as transmembrane protein 94. NCBI's taxonomy places the organism in Eukaryota, Metazoa, Echinodermata, Echinoidea, Camarodonta, Strongylocentrotidae. The coding region runs from base 188 to 4789 and encodes 1533 amino acids. The transcript has 30 exons. The record is from RefSeq and is a predicted model, not a curated record.